AUGUACUCGCUGCCAUCGCACGCGCUCGAAUUCGAGCGACUAGAUCUGCAGCAUGGCAUUCUCACCAGCACAUUUGGAGGUCUAGCUAUUGCGCCAGAGAUUCGAGAAGCCUUGCAAAUGCCCGCUUGCAAGGUCCUAGAUGUGGGGUGUGGAUCAGGGACGUGGAUCAAGUCUGUGAGCCUCUCGCAUCCACACUCGGAAUGUCACGCUUGCGAUGUGGCCAGCGUCGACUCGUUUGAGGGAUUCCGCGUUUCUUUUCGGCAAGCAGACGUGUCGCACCGCUUGCCGUACGAUGAUGCCUCGUUCGACGUUGUCCAAAUGCGUUUCCUGAUUCUGGCCUUGCGGAUCGAGCAGUGGCCCGCGGCGUUGAGGGAGAUCAAGCGCGUGCUGAAACCCGGUGGAUAUGCACAACUCCUCGAGCCGGACGGAGAGAUUAGAUCUUCGAACCGCGUGGUGAUGGGCGACAAGACGAUCCUUUGGAACGCAUACGGUCCUCUAGAGGCCAUUCGUGCAAAAGGUGGCGAUCCCAAUGCCGCUCGAGAUCUCGGCAAGCUCGUCAGCGCCACACCGCCGCUCGACAUCGUCUUUGAAGCACACUUGCCCGUGUCGAUGAGUCGAUCCGAUACGCAACUUUACGGACGGGCCAUGACAACAAAUUACGCCAGCUUGAUACGCCUCUUGGCUCCAGCGUACGCACAGUACGCCAACGUCACUCCCGAAGCGUACGUCGAGAUGUGCGAUGCGAUGCUAGACGAGAGCGACGGUACAGAUGCUCACAAUCUCAUGGCAGGAGUGGUGGCGAGGCGUCGCGCGUGA
Molecule: messenger RNA, 816 nt
Organism: Ceraceosorus guamensis
Lineage: Eukaryota; Fungi; Basidiomycota; Exobasidiomycetes; Ceraceosorales; Ceraceosoraceae
Product: S-adenosyl-L-methionine-dependent methyltransferase
Exons: 3
Coding region: 1-816 (271 amino acids)
Source: RefSeq, a predicted model, not a curated record